Phyllostomus discolor (pale spear-nosed bat) is the source of this 2535-nucleotide messenger RNA. RefSeq names its product pyruvate dehydrogenase kinase 4 (gene PDK4). Gene Ontology annotation, molecular function: pyruvate dehydrogenase (acetyl-transferring) kinase activity. Gene Ontology annotation, biological process: protein phosphorylation; regulation of glucose metabolic process. The coding region runs from base 271 to 1509 and encodes 412 amino acids. NCBI's taxonomy places the organism in Eukaryota, Metazoa, Chordata, Mammalia, Chiroptera, Phyllostomidae. The record is from RefSeq and is a predicted model, not a curated record. The transcript is spliced from 11 exons. Gene Ontology annotation, cellular component: mitochondrion.
AAAACCGCAGGAGGCGGCCGGUGGUGGCUAGGUGAGCACUGGAGUCUCAAGACACUUGUUGCUCUUUUGACUCACUGCUCCUUCUGACUCUCCGCGGGACUCCUCUGCUCCGUAACACCCCUGACCCUCAGCCCAGACAGAGGCGCACCAGCCCGCCAGCACACCUGCGCUGCUCGCCCGGACGCGACCCGCCCGCUCCUCCGUCGCGGACUCUCUCCCUUGCAGCCUUCGCCCGCAAGUCAGCCCCUGCCAGGUCCUGUGGGCAUCAAGAUGAAGGCGGCCCGCUUCGUGAUGCGCAGCGCCCGCUCGCUGAGCGGCGCCAGCCUGGUCCCCCGCGAGGUCGAGCAUUUCUCGCGCUACAGCCCGUCCCCGCUGUCCAUGAAGCAGCUGCUGGACUUUGGUUCAGAAAACGCAUGUGAAAGAACUUCUUUUGCAUUUUUGAGACAAGAAUUGCCUGUGAGGUUUGCCAAUAUCCUGAAGGAAAUUGAUAUCCUUCCUGAUCCAUUAAUAAAUACCUCUUCAGUACAGUUAAUUAAAAGCUGGUACAUUCAAAGCUUGAUGGAUUUGGUGGAGUUCCAUGAGAGAAACCCAGAAGACCACAAAACAUUAUCAGAUUUUGUAGAUACUCUCAUCAAAAUUCGAAAUAGAAAUCAUAAUGCAGUCCCUACAAUGGCACAAGGAGUCAUAGAAUAUAAAGAUGGCUGCACAGUCGACCCAGUCACCAACCAAAAUCUUCAGUAUUUCUUGGAUCGAUUUUACAUGAACCGUAUUUCUACCCGGAUGCUAAUGAACCAGCACAUUCUUUUAUUUAGUGACUCGGAGACAAGAAACCCAAGCCACAUUGGAAGCAUUGACCCCAACUGUGACGUAGUAGCAGUGAUCCAAGAUGCCUUUGAGAGUUCAAGGAUGCUUUGCGAUCAGUAUUAUUUAACAUCUCCAGAAUUAAAGCUCACACAAGUGAAUGCCAAAUCUCCAGCACAACCGAUUCACAUUGUGUAUGUUCCUUCUCACCUGCACCAUAUGCUCUUUGAACUAUUUAAGAACGCAAUGAGGGCAACAGUUGAACACCAGGAAAACUGUCCUUCCCUCACACCAGUGGAGGUGACUGUGGUCCUGGGGAAGGAAGAUCUUACAAUUAAGAUUUCAGACAGAGGAGGUGGCGUGCCCCUGAGGAUCAUCGACCGCCUCUUUAGUUAUACGUACUCCACCGCGCCAACGCCUGUGAUGGACAAUGCCCGGAAUGCUCCUUUGGCCGGUUUUGGUUACGGCUUGCCGAUUUCCCGUCUCUAUGCCAAGUACUUUCAAGGUGAUCUGCAUCUCUACUCUUUAUCAGGAUAUGGAACUGAUGCUAUCAUCUACUUAAAGGCUUUGUCUUCUGAGUCCAUAGAAAAACUCCCGGUCUUCAACAAAUCAGCCUUCAAGCAUUAUCAGAUGAUCACUGAGGCUGACGACUGGUGUGUCCCGAGCAGGGAACCGAAGAACCUGGCGAAGGAGAAAGUGGCUGUGUGAAGACAGACACGCGGGACAUUCGAAGGGAUCAAAGUGGGUCUGUGCCAGUGCUGCUGCUUUCCGAAUGUUUGCAUGUGGGUGCUUCUUCCCUCAAACACAAACACUGGCAACACAAACUCCUUUGCCAGAACGCUGAGGGAAAGAGGAACAGAGCCCGUUUCUGUGGCCCCGCAGAGCACAGAGCGGGACGACAGGAGCUCACAGAUGGCCAGCUCUUCAUUCUUUCAACAUAGAACAAUGCUUGAGUUUAUCUCAAACCCAGGAGGAGAUGUAAGCCUCGGUUUUUCAUCUCUUUAUCAGCAGGAGUGGGAAAGGGAGCGGAGUGAAGACAUAAGCUAUCAAUCUCUAUGGACUUACAUGUCUUAGACAUCUGGUUGACAUUAUAUUAGUGUUCAUUGAACAUCGCGUCAAUUAUACCAGUAUUUUCCUGCCUUUCAAAGGAGUAGGGCAUAUUUCAUACUCUAUGGCCAGAAAUGUAUAUAAAUGCACAUUUCGUAUAUAUCUAUGUGCUCUAGGGAGGAAAAACUGGUGACUAAAAUAACAUUCACUUUGAAUGACCAAGGAGUCAAAACAUUUUAUUCAAAGUUUUGGCCAAGGCAUUGAGCCUGUGUAAAAACUUAGAGGAAAACCUUUUCUGAGAAAUACAAGGCCUUUAUUAUGCUGCUUUCCCUGCCCACACAUCACGGUAGUAAAUGAACACUUAUUACUGCAAGGUGCCUAGUCUUGGGUGAAUUUUAAAAUAUGCACUGAGCUCAGAAUGUUGACGGUUGGAGGGAGAAAAUAAUUGCCAAAGUGAUAACAAAAAUAUCUCUCAUCCUGUUUUUUUUUUAAUGAAUGAAACAGUGGCCUAGAAAAACUGGUGUUAGGGAAAGAAGUCAUUCAUUCAGAACCUAACUCGGAAGGAAGGGCCGUUCUCCGCCCUCGGGUGGUGGUAAUCCAAAGACAUCUGUUCUCUAGGUUUAAAAAAAAAUGUGUUUUUGAUAUAUUCAAUUGCACUCUCUACACUCCAGCAUUAACGUGUCUGUA